AUGUAUUGGCGCCUAUAGAAGCAGAUGGACAGCAAUCGGUUCUUCUUCUUCUCAAACACACACAAUAAUUUCUCCAUCAAACCUGAUUUCACACGCACACACACCUUAUACUCAUCCAUACACACAGUUUCCUCACCGCCGCUGCUACCAUUUCAUCGAUUCACACACAUUGUCGCUGUGCCGAUCGGCUCACCGCCGACAGCCUUUCUUCACCGCCGCAGUUGGUUUCUCAUUCCCUUGCUGCCGAUCGUUAGCCCCUCAUUUCCUCACCGCCGCUGCUGUGCCAAUCGGCUCAUUACCACCGCUAAAGCCAGCUGUAUUUAUCAGAAGGAUAUAUCAGCUUUCCGAGAGGCCAGAGAUUCCAAUGCCCAUGCAUUAGUUGCUCAAGAGGAUGGUCAGGGGAGUGCGAUUUCUGGAGAAGAGUGGGUGUAUGACAGCUCUUCAGGCUAUUAUUGUAAUCAAAAUAAUGGUUGUUUCUAUGAUCCAAACUCUCUCUUCUACUACACUGAUGCUUUAGGUAGGUGGGUGACACGAGAAAACGCUUUUGCUGCAUCUCGAGCUUCUUCAAAUUUAGCUUCAAAAAAGCCCAUUUUGAAAAAGCCAUUGUCAGCUUUAGAGGGUAGAUCAGCUUUGGAAAACAAAGGCGCUGCAAAAUCUCAGAAUGGAGCGCUACCUGGGCCAGUUGUUUCUGCGCCUCUGAAUCCCAAGAGAUCCAUUAAAGGUGCUCCUUCAUCUCUCACUGUUAACAAGAGAAAGAGGCAAGAUGAAAAGCCCAAGGUUUUACCUGAAGAGGAAGUAGUUGCACUUAAAAAAAAGGAGGCUGCAAGGAAGAGAGUUGAGGAGAGAGAGAAGUCGUUACUUGGCCUUUAUAGACAAUGAUUGAAUCACUGCUGCAAAUACUUGUAUUAUUGUAAGAGAUUCGAAAUUUGAUAUGGACACGUUUGGUAAUUUAGAGGGCAGAUGGUAGCUCAUUUUGUGUUUUUGUUCAUAUAACCUUCCAUGUAUUUUGGUUGCGUUGUAAAUUUUAUAUUUUGGUUGGUAUUACAUGUGAAGC
This is a messenger RNA of Camellia sinensis, 1054 nucleotides long. Lineage: Eukaryota; Viridiplantae; Streptophyta; Magnoliopsida; Ericales; Theaceae. The record is from RefSeq and is a predicted model, not a curated record.